Molecule: messenger RNA, 1496 nt
Organism: Lathyrus oleraceus (garden pea)
Lineage: Eukaryota; Viridiplantae; Streptophyta; Magnoliopsida; Fabales; Fabaceae
Exons: 8
Coding region: 805-1287 (160 amino acids)
Source: RefSeq, a predicted model, not a curated record
AAAAGGGUAUAACAAAAAUUAAGUUCAUUUGAAGCUUUAGAGAGAGUAUGACUUGUGUAGGAAAAGAUAAUGAAAAAAAGGUCCAAGUGGAUGCAGUGUGAAAGGGCAAAUUUAUUUUUAUGUCAUAAUUUAAUUUUUCACUUCUCUCUAACCCUGGAUUCUCUCAUCUCAUUUUCUUUCACGCUUCUAAGUUACUUCCACGCCACCACUGCCGGCGACGGAACAACCAAACCACCACUGCCGGCGACGGAACGACCACACCACCACCUUCAAUCUUAGUCUCUUCCUUUCACAAUCACGUGGUAUUCUUCUUCUGCAACAGUGCACCAUACUCGCUCAUGCUUCCACCUGUGAUAUUGUGUCAAUUUCGGGUGUGAUUUUGCGUUCUACUUUGCGAUUUCUUGUCGAUUUAGAAGCAUUCAUCUUCAACAUUGAAACCAUUAAGUUUGCUCUAGUAGUAUAUAUAGACUGUGUUUGGUUUAUAGGUGAUUUGAGCCAACUUAGUAGAGCCGUCAAAUAUGCCCUAUAUUUAAAAGCCCAAAUUAUUAAGCCCUAUUAAAGCCCCAAUAUAUUAAGCCCCUUAUCAUUGAGAUUUAUUUUAGGCCCUUUAUAUAAUGCAUUUUUUUUAGGCCCCAUUGAGGGGCCUUAUUUUAUUCCCAAAAUUUGGACGUUGAGUUUAUCACUCCAUUCAUGUUCUGUGCAAAGCUUCCGCCACCGUCAACCAAUUACACCGCCGUCGACUUUUCUCUAUCACAGAAAUAAAGGUACUAGAUAUACAGUUCACCUAUUGAAGUACUCUGUGGAAUGGAAGAAUCGUCAUUUUUGGACCGAAUGAUUGGUCAUCUUCGGGGAACUUGCAAGUACUAUACUGGUUAUCCAAAGGAUCUUGGACCAUCACGGGUUGUUCAUUUCACCUCCGAGCGUGAGUUUGUCAAUCUCCUUCAUGAAGGGUUUCCCGUGGUUGUUGCUUUUACUAUCAGGGGGAAUUACACAGAACAUCUUGACAAAGUAUUAGAAGAAGCUGCUUCUGAGUUUUAUCCACAUGUAAAAUUUAUGCGUGUUGAGUGUCCAAAGUAUCCUGGGUUUUGUAUAAGUCGGCAGAAAAAGGAGUACCCAUUCAUGGAAAUAUUUCAUAGUCCAACACAUGUGGCUAACCAGGGUAGGGUAGCUGAUCCAAAUAUUACUAAAUACAAUGUGAAAGUCAUGCCUUUCAACUACGAUAUCAGUGUUUACGGGUUUAGAGAAAUCUUCAAGCGCUAUGGGAUCCGGGCAUCAGAUAUGAAGUAAGGCUCUAGUAGGAAGGUUUUAUCUUUCAAAUAAUAAGGAGCCACACCAGAUUAUACUACCUAUUUUAUCAAAUUGUAAUUGUAUAUCAUCAUAAGUUACAACUUCAGGCCAGUAGAUGGCAAAUUAUAAUCACCUGUUUUGUUGAUGUCUCAACCCUUAAAUAUAAUUUGGUUCAGUCCAGUCAUGGAAAUGUUCUCUUCAUUCCUUCA